CCUUUUUCUCUUUUCGCCAAAAAGGCGACGUUUGUGAAUUUUUGUGUAAAUUCGUGUCAGCACGUUAUUUUUAUUAAAAUAAAUAUUUGAAAAGCAUUAUUAAUUAAUUUAAUAGUAGUAAGAGGAUACAAUUAAUAUGGCGCAAUUCGAUUUAACUAGAACUAAUUGCCAGUUUUUGGACAGGCAUUUGACUUUUCCCUUGUUGGAAUUUUUAUGUGGCAAAGAGAUUUACGAUCAAAAGGAGUUGCUGGAGUAUAUUUUGGAGACAGUCAACAAAACCAACAUGAUUGAUUACACCAUGGAUACCCGCAAGCGUUUGGGCUUGAGCCAAGAAAUGCCCGAGGAGUUGGUGCAACGUAAGGCUGAAGUCCUAGCUACCUUGAAGCAGUUGCAAAAUGAAGUAGCUCCCAUAAUGAAAGCCACAGACAUAUUGAAAAAUGGCGAAAGCAUGAAAGAUUCGAAAACUUUCGUAAAUGCUUUGCAAAAAGACUACAAUUUCAAAGUGGAACAUUUGGAUAGUGCUUACAAAUUGGCAAAGUACUUGUAUGAGUGCGGUAACUACCAGGAAUCCACUUCCUACUUGUACUUUUGCUUGAUUGUUAUGUCUCCCAAUGACAAGAACUACUUGAAUGUAUUGUGGGGCAAAUUGGCAGCUGAGAUCUUAACUUUGAACUGGAAUACAGCUUUAGAAGAUUUGACCCGCUUGCGCGAUUACAUCGACAAUGCCAACUUCUCUACUGUGCAGGCCUUGCAACAACGUACAUGGCUCAUUCACUGGUCGGUGUUGGUGUUCUUCAAUCAUCCAAAAGGUCGUGAUUUAAUAAUUGAGACGUUCUUGAACAAACCCUCGUACUUGAAUGCCAUUCAAACUAUGUGUCCUCACAUUAUGCGUUACUUGGCCGUCGCUGUCAUCAUCAAUCGCACUCGUCGCAAUGCCCUCAAGGAACUUAUUAAGGUAAUCCAGCAAGAGUCUUACACUUAUCGCGACCCCAUCACCGAAUUCCUCGAGUGUUUGUAUGUGAAUUUCGAUUUUGAAGGUGCCCGUUUGAAAUUGCAUGAAUGUCAAACAGUUAUUUUGAAUGACUUCUUCAUUGUUGCGUGUCUGAACGAAUUUGUAGAAGAUGCCCGUCUCAUGAUUUUCGAAACCUUUUGCCGCAUUCACCAAUGCAUCACCAUCAGCAUGUUGGCCGAUAAAUUGAACAUGAACCCCGCUGAAGCCGAAUGCUGGAUCGUAAACCUUAUCCGUAAUGCUCGUCUUAAUGCUAAGAUUGAUUCGAAAUUGGGUCAUGUUGUUAUGGGAACCCAGCCGUUGAGCCCCUACCAACAGUUGGUCGAAAAGAUCGAUUCGCUAUCCAUGCGAUCGGAACAUUUGGCUGGUUUGAUUGAACGUAAAAGUAAGCAAAAGCAAAAUCAAGAGUCUGCAGACUCCUGGAAGUAUUAUUAGACAACAUCAUAAAGACAUAUAUACUCCAACAGAAUCUGCGACUAGCAUUCUACAACACAUGUAUUUUUAUAUAUGAAUUCUUACAAAAUUCCCAAAUUAUCUAUUACUACUACUAAAAAAAUAAAAAAAAAAACAUUUUUUAUUGUAUAAAACUUUGUAACACAUUACAAUGUCCAUGUACAUUGGAAAAGGCCCAAUGAAUAAAAUACCACCAUCCCACACAUUCUAGGCUGAAAACAAA
This is a messenger RNA of Calliphora vicina (urban bluebottle blowfly), 1685 nucleotides long. It is a transcript of the gene eIF3e, whose product is annotated as eukaryotic translation initiation factor 3 subunit e. The transcript has 3 exons. NCBI's taxonomy places the organism in Eukaryota, Metazoa, Arthropoda, Insecta, Diptera, Calliphoridae. Gene Ontology annotation, biological process: translational initiation. The record is from RefSeq and is a predicted model, not a curated record. Gene Ontology annotation, cellular component: cytoplasm; eukaryotic translation initiation factor 3 complex; nucleus. Bases 137 to 1444 code for a protein of 435 amino acids. Gene Ontology annotation, molecular function: translation initiation factor activity.